AUGCAGUACCACGAAAAGCAGCAGCAGCGGCAGGACAAGGAGAAGGAGAAGGGUGCUGGACCGGGAGGGCAAUGCCGGGUGGCAGUGGCGGGCAGUGACCAAUGGUGGUGGGAGGACGAUACACUGGAGCACGACCGGCACUGCCUGCCUCUGGCGCCCUUGUCCUGCCUGAAUGCGGCACCGGGAGCAGCCCAAAGUCUUGAGGAGGUGGAGGCGUUGCUGGGGCCCCUGGCUGCCCCACGCAAGCCACAGCGCAACACGUAUGCACUGCAGGUGGCCCUCAAGGUGCCUGCUGUCAAGCAGGUCAUGAGCACAACCCGAGCGCCCAGUGUGACACUUCGUGGCCCUUCACCACCCCCACCCCCACUACUACCUGUACUUGGAGCCGUUGCAACUGCUGUGGUGGAGGAGGCUGCGGUGGCGGCUGCAGCGGCUACCGGUGGCGUAGGCAGUGCAGUCUCUCAAGGAGGGUUGGGAUUGGACCUUCGGACCACGGGCUCACUGCCACACAUGCUGCCAUCAUGUAUGGAGUCCUCUGCUGUAUUGUCAACCUCACCAUCGACAUUUUCAUCGGAGAAGGCAACUAUGCCAGGAAAUGACACCCUUAAGUGUGUGAGGUAG
Messenger RNA from Volvox carteri f. nagariensis, 621 nucleotides. RefSeq lists its product as uncharacterized. The record is from RefSeq and is a predicted model, not a curated record. The transcript is spliced from 3 exons. NCBI's taxonomy places the organism in Eukaryota, Viridiplantae, Chlorophyta, Chlorophyceae, Chlamydomonadales, Volvocaceae. The coding region runs from base 1 to 621 and encodes 206 amino acids.